AUCUGUGCGUACGCGGUCGUGAUUGUUGUGAAGAUGGCGGAGGGGGAGACAGAGAAGGAAUAUGAUACACGGAAAGCUAUCGAGGAGCUCCGAGAGCGGUUCCAGGGUUUGACCACAGCUUUGAAAGAGAGUUCGCAGUCUUCGUUGGAAGCCACCUUGCAUUUCUGCCAGGAAUUUUGUCAGGUUCUUGUAGAACAUGCUGGUCGUUGGAAAACUGAUGAGGAUCCGCUGCCUUUGCUGGAGGUUUAUACUGUGGCCAUCCUCAGCUUCGCUAAAGCUGUCGCCUGUCUCUCCUCCGAAUGUGAAAAUGUGCCACUCCUACUUGAAAAGUUAGCACUGAGCUGUGCAGAGCUGCUGCUCUUACUGCCCCAGCAUGUUCCUGUUGCCUUAUGGGAGGAGUUUCAGUCCUCCAUGAAGUUGGCACACAACCUUCUGCAAGAAAGUGGGAGCACACAGCUCCACCUGCUCUGGAUUCUGGCACAGCAGGAUGGCGUCUGGGACAAUACUACAUUAAGCAGCAUCCUGUCCAAUCAAAUUCCACAAACCGAACAAGUCCACGAGUAUCUUGAAUUAGAGGGUCCCACGCUUCUCAACAUGCGAAUAAAGCACCUUAUCAAAUUGGACAGCAUUGAUAAAGCUGCUGUCCUUGCGAAGAUGUGCUCAGAAUAUCCAGGUUAUGAAGGAAAAGGGAACUUCAAACAGACCUACUUGCUUUGCGUUUGCAUGUCAAAAAAUCAGGAGCAACUGAUGGAAGAGAUUGCAUCAAUAGACUGCAAAGACGCUCUUGAAAUGAUCUGCAACUUGGAGUCAGAGGGAGAUGAGAAAGGAGCUCUCUGCUUGUGUACUGCCUUUCUCAAGCGACAGCUUCUCCAAGGAGAUGUUUAUUGUGCCUGGGAGCUCACUUUGUUCUGGAGUAAACUACUCAUGCGGUUGGAGUCAUCUGCAGAGUCAUUUCUCAGCCACAGCAAAGAGAUGACUCUUCUCUGUAGAAGUGUCUGUCACAUUCUGUUUCUCAUCAAAGUAAUUCAAAAUGAGGUUGGAGAGGUGGGGCUCCCAGUGUGUGUAGAAAUGUGCAUUCAGGCUCUGAAAAUGACCUCCAGUGACCAUAAAGACAGCAAGUCUACUAUCUGCAAGACUAUUUCCUGCCUCUUACCAACUGAUCUAGAGGUUAAGCGUGCAUGCCAGCUGACUGAAUUUCUCCUGCAGCCUACUGUUGACUCGUAUUAUGCUGUGGAGUCACUGUACAACGAACCAGACCAAAAACCUGAGGAGGACGGUAGUCUGCCUGUGCCCAAUUCUUUACGCUGCGAGUUACUGCUGGCCUUGAAGACACAGUGGCCUUUUGAUCCAGAGUUCUGGGACUGGAAAACACUGAAACGCAACUGCUUAGCGUUGAUGGGCGAGGAGGCAGCUAUUGUCUCAUCUAUUGACACACUCAAUGACACAGAUGAACAGGAGGUGGAAAGUGCACUUGGCAAACUCCCUGAAUACAGAGAUCUGGAGGAUUUCCUGCUAACCACUACAAAUGAACUCAAUGAAAUUACAGAUGAGAAAGAAAAAAACAGAGAGGCUAAAAAGCUUAGGGAGCAAGGUUUUGUGUCUGCACGGUUCAGAAAUUGGCGAGCCUACAUGCAGUAUUGUGUUUUGUGUGACAAGGAGUUCUUGGGUCACAGAAUUGUUCGCCACGCUCAGAAACAUUUCAAAGAUGGAGUAUAUCUUUGUCCAAUUUGUGCUGACAGUUUUGAAAGUAGGGAGGUUUUAGAACCACAUGUAGCAUCCCAUGUAAAGCAAUCAUGCAAAGAAAGACUAGCUGCAAUGAAAGCUGCAGGGAAAGUAACCAAACCAUUUCAGUCUCCUAAAAGUCCAUCAAAACUUUCAAAAGUUGCAGCGAAGACAAACAGUCCUGUAAAAGUUGAAUCUAUAAUUGGCAACCAAUUGGCAAUGCCCGUAAAGAUGGAGCAAACUACAUCAGACACACAGAUUAGUCAAGAUUGUUUCUGUCCUGUGAAAAACUGUUCAAAGUCUUUCAAAUUUUUCCGUAACCUCAUGGCUCAUGUAAGAUCUCACAAGGAUGACGAGGAGGCCAUGAGGUUUUUAGAAAUACAAAAACAGAAGGUGGUUUGCCAGUAUUGCAGGCGACAGUUUGUCAAUGUCAGACAUCUUAAUGAUCAUUUGCAGAUGCAUUGUGGCAGCAAACCAUAUAUCUGCAUACAGCUGGAUUGCAAGGCCAACUUUAAUUCCAAUUCAGAGCUUCUUAUGCAUAGAAAAACACACCCAGAAUUCAAGGCCCAGUGCAUGUUUCCAAACUGUGGCCAAGUUUUCAAUGAGGCCUACCUAUUGUAUGAUCAUGAGGCUCAACAUUACCUCACUUACACCUGCCAAACAGACAACUGUGGCAAGAUAUUCUAUUCACAGUCUGAAUUUUUGUCUCACCAAGAGCAUCAUAAUGCAAAUGUGCCCAUAAACAGUUUUAAUAUUAUGAAUCAACCUCCCCCUGUUAAUGCAGUUGUAGGACCACCACCUGAGAGCAUGCCAAGCGAAGAUGAUGCACAUUUUGCUGUUUUAAGCUUUGAAAGAAGUAGCACAGAUGCCUAUGUGAAGGAAGCAUCAAAGUCAAAUGUAUCACCAUGCAGAUCACCAGAGGUGGCUAAAGAGACUGUCUCCAUGAAAGUGAAACACUCUGUUGAAAAUAUGCUGAAUUUAGCAGCAGGCCCUGGGAUAAAAGAACCAGAGAAAUGCUACACUCCACUGACUAACCCCACUCCAGCACCUGCUGAUGGAAAUUUACCACCAGAGGCACCACAUAUGCACCAUAAUGUGACUCCACAAAGUGAUAUUCCUCCAGUGUAUCCUGUUCCUAGUGCUACAAAUCCUGGAGCAAGUCAACAGGACAACCUGCAUAAUAAUAUACAAGGCAAUGACUUUCAGAAAGUGGUACCAGAAAUAAUCUCUCCAAGUCAAAUCAAGACAGAAAUUCCUUGUUCGCUACAAGGAUAUCCUUCCAGCACACCUGCUGUUCCUGCAGGAAGUGAAGAGAACCUGCAUUGCUGCCCAUCUAACGACUGUUCAAGAGCAUACAGUACAAACAAAAGUUUGUCUAGGCAUGUAAAGAAGCAGCAUCCUGAAAUAUUUGAAGAUUGGAAAUUGGCAAAGAAAUACAACAAAGUGGCCAAAAUUACAGCAAAAAAGGGGAAUAGACCAUCAAAUCAGCCAGGCAUACUAUGCAACAAACCAGGAAUGCAGCAAAUGGAUUAUCAAAUGGGAUGCUCACCCUCACCAUCCCAGUGUUAUCCUGGAUCAAUGGAGCCUGUGCCUAUUACUCCUAUGGUCAAUCCCACACUGUAUCCUUCCUGGGGCUGCCCCAACAAUCCCAGUGCGAUGAUGCAGUCAGACAUGUCUCAGUCAUGGUCUCCAUCUUCUAUGAAUAACAGCUAUCCUGAUGCCUUUAACAUGAAUGAGUACCCCUCCCGCAGCUAUCCUCACUGGCAAGCAGACUCUUAUCCAACCACAUUGUCCCACCCUUCUGACAGAGAUCACUCAAUGGCAGCUAUACAUGGUCCGACUAUGCCACAUCCUCCUUCAGAUUCAAGUUUGAUGUCUCAGUAUGUGUCCAGUUCUCUAAUGCUUGACAAUGGGGGGCACAUGCAUAACGGAGGACAUCAGUAUGGACUUAUGCAUCCAGAUGGUACUGGAGACGGCGUAGACCGUAUAAGAAAAAACAGUCCAAGUAUGACAGGACAAAUGGAUAAUGGAAACAGUAUCUCAACAAUUGACAGCCUUCCUGAUGGAAGUUACCACACUCCAUAUGCUCCGAGUGAGAGCUCGUGUCUUACUCAGUGCUCAUCAGUUGAUAUGCCCAUGAAAUGUCUAAGCCCAGAGGCUCAAGUUCCAGUAAAAGCUACAAAUGAAAUUAUUAAAACAGAGAACGUACCAACCCCAGGUUAUGAACAGAUGGACAACUCUGUUGAUGGUAUGCUCAGUCCACACAGUGUCAUUCACACUGAUUUUCCUUAUGAUGAAGACGGUCCAGCUGCUGAAUGUGAAGCCAACCCCACAGAUGAAAAGGAACCUGACACACAGAAGGGAAAACGCAGCAGAUUGAGCAAGCGUACUAAAUGGCCAGCAAUCAUCAAAGAUGGCAAAGUUAUCUGCAGGAGAUGUUUCAGAGAGUUCACAAGCACCAAAUCUCUUGGAGGGCAUCUGUCUAAGCGCUCACAGUGCAGACCUCUGGAUGAAAUUGACCUUACAGCAGAUUUGCCAACAUCAUUCCUGGAUUUCCUCAAUGACCCUCAUGUCCCUGACGCUAAUGGUGCAUUGUACAACAUGCCAAAUGGAGAUUUCUCACGGGAAUCUUGCAGCUUGACCACUUUGACCUCACCUAUGGUGCUGAAACAGGAGCCACAGAAUACAAAUAUAACAGAACAUUCAAACUCCUUCUCAUUUCCCCCUGAAAACCAGCAAGAGAAAGCAACAGAGGUGGCUAAUCCUCCCCUUGCUGGACCUUAUCAAGAGGAUCACCUGAUGGAAAUGUCACAUGCCUUUCAAAGGCUGGAUUUGAUUGAGGCUGCACAAGAGAAGAUGCGGAACGCUAUGUCCUUAGAGCAAAAUGUCAGUCAUGGUGAGAAACCCACUGACACUGAAAAAACUAAAACACAGAGUAAAAACGAUGAGAAACCCCUUGAAAAGGUACCAAAGCCGUUUAAGUGUGACCAGGCUGACUGUGAGUUCUCAUUCAUGACAAAGGAGGCGUUAUUCAAACACUUGAGUAAAAUGCAUGAUUAUUCCAAUGAGAUGAUAGAAGAGCUCAAAAGAACUCCAUCCAAACUGUCUCCUUAUCCUUGUCAGAUUUGUCCAAAAACAUUCACAAGAACAACAGGAUUGAGAAUUCACUAUGAAAAAGUCCACAGAUUGUCAAAAGCAGAAAUGCAAAAGUUAAGAAUCAGUGCUCGAAACAGACGAGCAUUCAGACUUAACAAAGAUGUCACGUUCAAUAGUCGUACAGGCGUUGAAUCUACUGCAGGUUGCACAACACAACCAGUACUAGUAUUACCCGCUAUAAAGCAAGAACCCCUUGACAUUGUAAUCGCACCAGAACCAAGGAAUGAGAAAAAUCUAGAAGAUUCUGAAAUUGCAUCAGGAGAGGCAGCAAAACCUGCUUUGACACCUGAGGUAUCAACUGUUACACGACUGCCCUCACCUCAGAGCUAUUUGACUGAAAAGCCACUUGAGGAGGUGGCACCAGCGACUCCUGAAAGACCUCGGGAGCAGCCAAAACCACCUGUGGUAAACCAGAGUCCAGACGUGAAAGUUAAACCUAAUGUAAAAGAAAAACUAAGUCCUGCUGGAAAAGCAAAGGUGCAGCAAGAAAAAAUAGAUGUGUUGCAGAGUAAAGUAAAUGAACCACAGUCCUCUACUGCGUCUGCUUCAUCUUCCCCAGAGAAACCCAGCAGCUCCAAAAGCACACCGACAAAAGAGGAGAAGAAAGACAAAUUUCAGAAAAGGUUAAGCCUCAAAAUGUGCGACACAGAUAAUGCCUAUAGCCCGUACAGACCAUAUCGCUGUGUUCACGAAGGAUGCUCUGCAGCAUUUACGAUCCAGCACAAUUUGAUUCUCCAUUACAGGGCCAUGCAUCAGGCAUCGCUGCCCCCUAAUAAAGUUGAAACAGAAGCUGAACCUGAAAUAGAAAAGACAAGUGUCAGUAAUAAUACACAAGAGAUUAAUCAGAGCAAUCAGAGCAUAGAAAAAGAUAAUGAAGUCAGGUGUCAAGUAAAAAACUGUUCAAGGGUGUUCAUGGGAAUCACAAGGUUAGUGCAGCAUUACCUUUUACUUCACAAGUUCACCCGUGACAAAGCUACCGCCAUGAUGGCCAGCAUGACCAUAGGGACUUUUAACUGUGACCGGCCAGAGUGUGCUCUCCCCUUUGAGUCUGUGGAUAAGUACAUCGAGCACAUUAAGAAUUUCCACAAGGAAAUCGCCAUCUCUGAGAGCGGCUCAGUCGAUCCAACCUUCCGGUGCGAGUAUGACGGAUGCGACCGUGUGUACACUACAAAAUCCAACCUCCUCCGCCACCUGAUCAAAAAACAUAAUUAUGUUUAUGACCCCAAAGCAAGUGAUGGAAGAAGGACUAAAUCAGUUGGGCUCUUUCCAGGGGUUAACAAUGGGAAAGAGAAUGUAGAAAACAAAUUUAAAGUGAAAAAGAAGAACACUAAAAAGAAGGAUGGGAAGUCCAUUGAGCACUGGACUAGCUUUGGCAAACCUACGCUAAAAUCCCACGAAGAGGCAUCAGCCAUGUGCACCAAGAAGUUUCCUCUACAGUACCCAUGCAUGAUCAUAGGCUGUGAUGCAGUGGAGCGGGCGGAAAGAAGUAUUUUUAAGCAUUACACGACUCAUGGCCUCACAGAACGAUACAUUGAAGAUCAGAGGAGUCAGUUCAUUUUCUGCAAAAAAUAUUCACGCUCCAGAUUCAAAGAUACAAACAAAUCCGAGGGUGCAUCAAGUUCUUCUGAGGAGGAGGCAGAACCUGUGCUAGCUCCAGUGCCAGUGCCAGUGCUAGAGUCAGAGCUAGAGGCAGAGCCAGAGCUAGAGUUGGAGUUAGAGCUCGAGCCAGACCAAGGUGAAAAGCUCAGCGACCAGAAAACAGAGGAGCUGGAAAAAAUAAGCCAAGAGGACAGCAAGCUGUCUAAUGAUGAUAGUGCAGAAUCCCAAGCUUCCAAUGGUGCAGAUGGAGGAAUUAAACGAGGACGUCCCAGAAAACCGGCACAUCCCACACCAGCUUGUCCAGAGAGGAUGCAGACCCUUAGAAACCGCUCGACUGUUAACAGUUCAAGAGAGAACUCAAAUCCUGGUACCCCUACAGCCCAAGAGCAACGUGACGACGGGGUUACGUCUGGGUCUUUUAAGCCUUUAGGACUUGAGGACUCAUUCCUUAAGUUCUUAGAAACCUCAGAGUCAACAAACUCCUCAAAACGCAAAUUAAAUGAGAAAUCUAGCGCUGAAGUGCCGCCCAAAAGGCAACAAACUCAAAAACACAAAUCUGCAGUGAAAAGUAAAAUGACUGAAGAAAUUAGAGGCUGUGAGAAUCUUAUAGACUUCCGAAAUCCCCUGAAUCUCAACUCUGUGAGUAAUGUAAAAAUCGUCAUGGAUAAAACUUUGUCGGACCGUGCUGAUAUUCUGCUUAAGCAGUUACAAGAUAUGAAACCCAUAGUUAUAAUAAAAAAGUGGAUUUAUAGCGGAUCAUAGCCCAAUACUUGGUUUCUAACUCAAUCUUACUCAGGAUUUGAGAAGUUAUGCUGCAGAAUGGUUUAUUUCUUAAUGCUUCAGAUUUCCAUCUGUUAACAGUCAUGGUCACAGUUAAUGAUGAAAUGGCCUAUUUUGUACUUAUUGAACAAAUUGUCUCUGAUGAUUUUAAGUAUGUAUGUUAGUUAUAAUAAACAGGUAACCUAUAGGGCAUAGAUUUUAGAAACAUGUUUGUAUUUAUGCUUAGUACUAAAGAUGUUUUUUUUUUUUUUUUUGGCUAAAUGGAGACUUUUAAAGAAAACUAUGUUUUUAUAUAUCCCUAUGGGAUUUCAAGUUCUGUUUGUAUUUAUUUCAUCCUUUUUCAACACUAGUAGACCUAUCUGUAAUAUUUACAUGUCUUCCACAAAGUGUUCAAUAAAAUGUUACUGGUUCUUUUUGUAAAACAGA
Molecule: messenger RNA, 7683 nt
Organism: Melanotaenia boesemani (Boeseman's rainbowfish)
Lineage: Eukaryota; Metazoa; Chordata; Actinopteri; Atheriniformes; Melanotaeniidae
Gene: znf292a
Product: zinc finger protein 292a
Exons: 8
Coding region: 34-7239 (2401 amino acids)
Biological process (GO): regulation of transcription by RNA polymerase II
Cellular component (GO): nucleus
Molecular function (GO): DNA-binding transcription factor activity, RNA polymerase II-specific; DNA binding
Source: RefSeq, a predicted model, not a curated record